ACACAGAAACAAGACAGGGCUUAUAUGUUAACUCAAGAAUUUUUGCGAUAAAAGAAAUAACAACGCCAAAGGUUAAAAAGGACUCUUCCUUUGUUCCCUUUCUCUCUCCUCUCUCUCAAUAGCCGGCUUUUGUUAAAUUGAUUCGAUUCCAAUUCUUCUUUUGCUCCUUAUAAUUCAAUCUCAAAUCUCUAUUUGGGAUUGAAAGUUUCCAUUUUUGUUGUGUUUUUUCAAGGAAUUUAAUCAUCUGGAUACUAAUUAAAUCACCUGAUCUUGAGGUGGAAAUAAUAAAUUUGUUUCCUUUUUGAGAUUUUAUGAGGUGGGUUUGAUCUGGAUAUUGGGUUUGGAUUGGAGGAAAACUGAUAGAGUUUCAAUUUUUCUUGACUGCUUUCUCUUUAUUUUUGGAUUUAAAAUUCUGGGUUUGAUUUGAAAUGGUCUAUUUCCAUAGCUCAAUCUCAGUCUGCAACUCGGUUGACCAGGCUUCUUCAGCUACAAUCAUGGCAAAUUCUACGAAUUCAAAUGAUUUUGUGAUGAACUCCAAAUCAUCAUCAUCAUCAUCAUCAAGGAACAAUGUUUACAAGAAACAAAAGGUAUUCAAUUCACCAAGUUGUUUAAAAAUUCCUUCUUGUGAGAGAUCAAGAUCUGCUGCCAUUGAUGUUAUCAUCUUAAUUGCCGUGAUUGCUGCUUGUGGAUUCUUGUUCUUUCCAACUAUAAAGUGCGUAUCUUUGAAAUUGAUUGAAUUCAUAGGAGCUGCCUUUUAUUUGGUUAAAGAGGAAAUUAUGAGAGCUCCAAUGAUAUAUGGAUCUAUAGGACUUGGUUUUUCUUGUGCUGCAAUAGCUGCUUGGGUUUUGCUUCUGUGCACAACUAGGAAAUGCGGGAAUCCUAACUGUAAAGGGCUUAGGAAGGCAGCCGAGUUUGAUAUUCAGUUGGAAACUGAGGAGUGUGUCAAGAACUCCAGCACUUUGGUUAAAGAUGGUGUUAAAAAAGGACUUUUUGAACUGCCUCGCGAUCAUCACAAGGAAUUGGAAGCUGAGCUAAAGAAGAUGGCACCGGUUAAUGGAAGAGCAGUGCUAAUAUUUCGAGCUAGGUGUGGAUGUUCUGUUGGCAGAUUGGAGGUUCCGGGGCCAAAGAAGCAAAGAAAGAUCAAGAAAUAGGAUUUUGGGAUAUGAUAGAGAGAGGAAUUAAAGCAAUACAGAAAAUAGUCAUAAUGCAGAGAGGAGUGCCUUCUCUGGUUAGUUUAUCAGAAACUAGGUUGUCUUUAAAUAAGCACUGAUGGCAAUAAGUUGUAAGGAUUAUAAACAGUUGGUUAUAGUGGAGAAUAUAAGAAUCCUUUCUUUCAUUUAUUUAAUCUCUAUUUUAUGGUAAUUUGCAUCUUAAAGCUUA
Molecule: messenger RNA, 1380 nt
Organism: Durio zibethinus
Lineage: Eukaryota; Viridiplantae; Streptophyta; Magnoliopsida; Malvales; Malvaceae
Source: RefSeq, a predicted model, not a curated record